AUGACAAGCUCUGCAAUCAAGAAUUUGGUUUUCUUUGCACUCUCUUCAAUUUGGUUUUCUUUGGCAAGAAGCUACAUGCACACAUACGCCGGUAAUGACCUCAUAUUUGCCCAAGUUAAUUCCCUGACCUCCAUUGAAACUUUGCUUCCCUUGAGCUACUAUAGUCUCCCAUACUGCAUCCCCAUGGGUGGGAUCCGGGAAUGUGUCGGCAAUGUCGGCGCCUCUCUUGUGGGAGACCAAAUCAUCAACUCACCAUACCGGUUCCAAGGGUAUGUCAAUGAGUCUGUCUACCUCUGCACCACUGGUCCCCUGAGCGCGCACGAGGUAAGGAUUUUGAAGCAGCAGAUUCGCAACAUGUACCAAGUGAACAUGAUGCUCGACGGUCUGCCGGUGAUAAAUUAUGCCUAUGGUCGGUUUAACAUUCAAGGGACUGGCUUCCCGAUUGGGUAUGCAGCGUGGAAUAGCGAUGAUGUUUACAUUAUUAAUCAUCUCAAGUUCACAGUCUUGGUGAACGAGCACAGAAACCGCAUUUUUGACAUGAUGGAUUUUGAUGUGCCGUCAAAUGGCACGGUUGCAAAGAGUUAUGAACCGCCGCCGCUGUUUGAGAUUGUGGGCUUCAGGGUGGUUCCUUGCAGUGUUAAACAUAACCAGGAAAACAUGAAAAAGCUCAAAAUGUUCGACAACAUAGAUUCCAUGGAAUGUCCCCUUGAGCUCGAGAAAUUGCAGGUUGUGAGGGAGAGCGAAAGGAUAUCCUUUACUUAUGAGGUUCAGUUCUUGAAGAGCGAUAUCCAGUGGCAAUCUCGUUGGGACACUUAUUUGGAGCAGGGAGAUUCCCGAGUCCAUUGGUUCUCGGUUCUGAAUUCUCUGAUAACCAUCCUUCUUUUAACCAGCAUCAUCAUCGCAAUACUCCUGAAGACAAUAUCUAGGGAACUCGCAAAAUGCCAGGGAAUCAGUAAGCAGGCCGAAGCAGAGACUGAUGAGGAGCCUUCGGGUUGGAAGCUUCUCGCUGGCGAUGCAUUCAGAGAACCGAAUCACUCUAAGCUUCUCAGUGUGUUGGUUGGAACUGGGGUCCAAAUCACACUGACCGGUUUUGUGACUGCAACCAUCGCAGCCUUCGGCUUCAAGCUGCCUGGAGCUCGAGGAAUGGUACUGACGUUGAUGAUGACUAGCUACUGUUUUUCAGGAAUCGUUGGCGGGUACAUUGGCGUGCGUCUGUGGAGAACUCUGAAAGGAAGUACUGAUGGUUGGAAGUCAGUUUCAGGGUCGAUCACAUUUCUCUUUCCAGGAAUCGUCCUAAGCAUACACACAGUGCUCAACCUCGUAAUGUGGGUCAGCCAUAGCACUGCCGCUAUUUCCAUCUCCAUUUACGUCACCAUUUUAUCACUCUGGUUCUGCACUUCAGCGCCAGUCACCCUCCUGGGAGGAUUCCUAGCGACCCAGGCUGAGGCUAUCCAAUAUCCUGUGAAAACCAACCACAUUCCUAGGGAAAUCCCUGCUCGGACACUCCCUUCGUGGCUCUUAGUUCUCAGUGUUGGGAUGAUCCCAUUCUGCACACUCUUUAUCGAACUCUUCUUCUUUCUGAGUAGCAUAUGCCUUAGUAGGUUCUACAGCAUGUCAGGGACCCUCUGCCUCUGUCUUCUGUCCCUUGUUAUUGUCUGUGCCGAAACUUCCUUGAUCGUUUCUUAUCGCAAUCUACAAGCCGAGGACUGGAAAUGGUGGUGGAAGUCCUUCUGUGCUUCCGGUUCGGCUUCCAUCUAUGUGUUCAUGUACUGCAUCAACUACUUGGUUUUUGACCUGAACGGUUUGAGCGGGCCUCCAUCUGUCACAGUUUAUGUUGGUUACUCGCUCAUCGUGGCUAUAGGCACCCUGCUAUCAACUGGCAGCAUCGGCUUCCUAGCUUCGUUCUACUUUGUGAAUUUUCUCUUCUCAUCAACAGAGAUCUGAGUGAAGUCACUUUUUUCUGAAAUUCAUCAUCUGCUUGAACUCCUUAUAUUCGGAAAACUGAAGUCGCCUGG
Messenger RNA from Eucalyptus grandis, 2015 nucleotides. Its product is annotated as transmembrane 9 superfamily member 12. The transcript has a single exon. The record is from RefSeq and is a predicted model, not a curated record. Bases 1 to 1944 code for a protein of 647 amino acids. NCBI's taxonomy places the organism in Eukaryota, Viridiplantae, Streptophyta, Magnoliopsida, Myrtales, Myrtaceae. Gene Ontology annotation, biological process: protein localization to membrane. Gene Ontology annotation, cellular component: membrane.